Messenger RNA from Tympanuchus pallidicinctus (lesser prairie-chicken), 2742 nucleotides. It is a transcript of the gene RASSF3, whose product is annotated as Ras association domain family member 3. Lineage: Eukaryota; Metazoa; Chordata; Aves; Galliformes; Phasianidae. Gene Ontology annotation, cellular component: cytoplasm. The transcript is spliced from 5 exons. Gene Ontology annotation, biological process: signal transduction. The coding region runs from base 130 to 900 and encodes 256 amino acids. The record is from RefSeq and is a predicted model, not a curated record.
CUCCUCCCGCGCCCCGGGCCCGGCGGCGCUGGGAGAGGAGCGGCCGCGGCGGGGCCCCAUGCGGCGGCCGGGACGGAGCUCUCCGCCGCCGGGCCCCUCCCGUAGCGACAGCAGCACUAGGAGUCGCCGAUGACCUGGACCAGCAGCAUGAGCAGCGGCUACAGCAGCCUGGAGGAGGAGGACUCCGAGGAGUACUUCUUCACCGCCCGCACCUCCUUCUUCAGGAGGCCGCCGGGCAAGACCCGCGCCGCCCCGCAAGAUGAUCAGAAGGAGACCGAACCACAUGUUUAUCUCAGUAAAGAAGAAGUUAAAGAGAAGAUACAAAGCUAUAACUCAUCUGUCACUGAUAAAUUGAAGAUGACCUUGAACUCAAAUGGGAUUUACACUGGCUUCAUCAAAGUUCAGAUGGAACUAUGCAGACCGAUCACUGUGCAGUCUUCUCCCGGCCAGGGAACGUGUGCUCACAGCAAUAACGAAACUGCUUUUUACCUGCCGAACGACUGUGUGAAUACACUUCACAUCAGCAGCACCAAUACUGUCCGUGAAGUUAUUGAGGCCUUGCUCAAAAAGUUUUUUGUUGCUGACAACCCUGCAAAGUUUGCACUUUACAAACGCUGUCACAAAGAAGACCAAGUUUAUAUAUGCAAGCUGUCCGACAGAGAACAUCCCCUCUACCUGCGUUUGGUGGCAGGCCCCAGGACAGAAAUGCUCAGUUUUGUUCUACGUGAGCACGAGACUGGAGAGGUCAUGUGGGAAGCUUUCAGCCUUCCUGAACUGCAAAACUUCUUGCGUAUACUGGACAAAGAGGAGAACGAGCAACUGCAAAUCUUAAAGAAGCGUUACGCAGCUUACAGGGACAAACUUGAAGAAGCCCUUGGUGGGGUGUGGAAACCUGGUUAAAAAGGGGGCCAAAGCACACUCAGGAAAAAUGCACACAACCAAAUGUCAGUAUAGCAUGCCAAACCCAAAGUACAAAAGAGCAGCAAAGAGUAGUUUUCUUUAUUCAGAAGGCUGUUUUGUGAUGCUAGGGUACCUGAAUUUUGCUAUAGACUUAGUUCCAUAAGCCAGGUCACUUAGCAUCUCGCACCCACAAGUGUAAGGGAUUCUGCAUGUUUGUACAUCAGUUUGCAACCCUCUGUGUGCCUAGAGAGUUUUCCAAGUAAUCUUGGUGCAAGCUGUGAAACUGUAAUCAAUUUACUAGGAUGCUAUGAAAUAAGAUUAUUUUUUUUUCUUCUUUGCUUUAAUGGUAGCUUUACAAGUAAGGAGGUGCAAAUUGAUUGGUUUAAAAAAUGAAUAAAUCUAUCUGGAAAAUAAUCAGUUGGAGCACUAUCUUUGAGAUGAAAUUGAUUUGCACUACCUUUCUGGUUUCAAAUAGUUACUGUAUAAUUUGUGAGAGAACUGUUAUAGAUGGAAGGCAUAUGGACCUUAUGUUUUGUUCUGUGAAAUUUGUGGAAGGCUUUCAGGUAGUCUUCCCAGAGAAGGUAAGGAGAAAGUUGAAGAGAGGGUUAGAGUUAGGGCAGGAAAAGUGUAAUAGCUGAUGGAGAAGGACUGGUUUUAAAUAGAAAUAGUAUUUAUACAGAGGAAAGUUAAAAUACUAAUUCUACAAGAGUAAAGUUUUAGGAUGUUGUAAUAUUGUGACUAAGUUUUAGGGCUUCUUAAUUUCGUAAAUCCACACUGGAAAAGAAAUAAAGAUGAUAGAAAAAUUGGGAAGGAAAAAGAGGCAAAAGCUGAAUAAGAAUGGAAGUGGAGCUGCACAGAGGUCACAAUUGGAGAAGCUAGUUCCAUAAAUGUGUAAUGGGGGGUUGGGAAGCGCAGCAAGGCUAACCAAGUGGCUGCUUACUUGAAUUCUGAAAUGCGGAUGUUACCUAAGGUAAAACUCUGUGAGAAAUACCCAUCCUAGUGAGUGUUUAAGAUCCAAGCUGUAACUACAGAUGCGUUUGGUCUUUGUUGUAAGUCAGAUCUUUCCUUUGGCUCAGCAGUCCAUUUUUAGGCUGGAUAAUCUUGAAUUGUCGUAUCUGAGAGACAAAAACAGCUUCAUCUGCUUCCUCAUCUGUUAAAGGCUCAGUCAGGCAAAGGAAGUAAGAGUUCCUCAUUCAUGUUUCCAGCAUAACAGAAAAUUAAAUUAUACUGACUGUGUUGGUGACCAAUCCUAGCAACUCUUGCUUUUAGUAAUUGGAAGAUUUUCUCUCUCAUAUUUUUUCAAAUCCUUAAUUGAACACCUGAUUACCAAAUUCUGUACACUGCUGAUUUACUUGAUUUAAAUGUAGGAAAAAUGUAGCAAGAAAACAUUUUACUUUAUUGUAAAUAAAAUUGUGGUUCUUUCAGAGUUAUUUAUCUAAAAAGCACGCUGGAAAGAAACCAAAGAAGUGGGAGUGCAAUAGAGGCAUAAGGCAGGUCAGGUAACCCAUAAUCCAGUCAUUACCACACCAGAGAGGAAAUGAGCUGUAUAUAAUGGAGGUGAGGUGGGGGAAGUGCUAUAGGCUGAACUGCAGAAGUUGGUGGUGAGUUGUGUUUCGUUUUGUUUGGGUGGGUUUUUUUCCUCUGUUCCUAGGAUGUUCAUUUUGAAUUCCCAAGGAAUUGUUAGAACUUUGGCGACAUCUAAUGGAUACUGUGUGAAACUCCACGAUGCUUCUGGUCAUCACCUUAAUUUGAUGUAACUGUGCCUUUGUUUCCUUUCCUUAGACUUCUUUUUUGAAACUCUUCACAGGUGUUUUUUGGUUAAAAAAAAAAAAAAAAAAAGAA